AUGGUUAACGACUUGGAGACAGUUGUAAAGAACGCAAAAUGUCUGUUGUACGCUGACGACCUGAAGCUGAUCUUUGGGGUGAAAAAUGGUGCAGAUUGCAUUUCCCUGCAGGAGGACAUUGACUCCGUGAUGCGGUGGAGUGUUGAAAAUAAACUGCUCUUCAACGUAGCCAAAUGCUGUAUGGCUCCGCCCUGGGAUUUGGAACCUCUGCCUUUAGGGCUCCAGUGGUUUUUCUACACCCUUUUCAUCAUCAUAGUGCCGCCGGCCAUAGUAUUGAACUUUAUGGUCAUAUGUAUUGUCCUGUGUGGAAGGAAUAUGAGAAAAGCCGCUAAUUAUCCUAUAUUAAGCCUCGCCCUAGCCGAUCUCCUAACCUCCAUCUGCAACACCCCCUGGAAUUUCUACUACCUCCUGCACUACAACUGGCACUGGCUCGAGGACGUCUGGUGGAAUGGCCUCUUCUGCAAGGUCAACCAGUUCCUGUCGAACACUUUCAUCGCCGCCUCGGUGUUCACACUGCUGGCGAUCAGUGUUGACCGGUAG
Leguminivora glycinivorella is the source of this 540-nucleotide messenger RNA. Its product is annotated as tachykinin-like peptides receptor 86C. Gene Ontology annotation, biological process: G protein-coupled receptor signaling pathway. NCBI's taxonomy places the organism in Eukaryota, Metazoa, Arthropoda, Insecta, Lepidoptera, Tortricidae. Gene Ontology annotation, molecular function: G protein-coupled receptor activity. Gene Ontology annotation, cellular component: membrane. Bases 1 to 540 code for a protein of 179 amino acids. The transcript is spliced from 3 exons. The record is from RefSeq and is a predicted model, not a curated record.